Messenger RNA from Daucus carota subsp. sativus, 1083 nucleotides. RefSeq lists its product as uncharacterized. The record is from RefSeq and is a predicted model, not a curated record. The transcript has 8 exons. Bases 1 to 1083 code for a protein of 360 amino acids. Lineage: Eukaryota; Viridiplantae; Streptophyta; Magnoliopsida; Apiales; Apiaceae.
AUGGAGACAUCGGGGAUCAUUGUUGAGAAGUUCAUCAAAUUCCUAACAGAUGCGGACUUAAUGUCGGAAGAAAUGAUGUUGCCGGAAAAGAUUCUCAGCAAAUAUGGUAAUAAGCUGGCGAAUUCUUUUAUGUUGAAAUUUCGAAAUGGUUAUGAAAUUCAUGUUUUCAAUUACCAAGAGGGAGGCUUGAUUUAUGACAUGUCUAGCUUGUAUGAGGAUUUUGAAAUGGAACCUGGGCAACUUCUUGUGUUUGAAUAUGAUGGGCAAUCUGGUUUUAAUGUUUAUGUUAUUGGGAAGAACCUUGUGGAGAUUGAGUAUCCCCUUUUGGUUCAUGAAACGCAAAAGGGUCGUCCUCGAAAUGUGAAUGUUAAAUCUGGUGGUUUGAAGUUUAUCAAAUUCUUGAAAGAGGAGGAGACAAUGUUUGAUGAAUUUGAGCACCCUCGCUCAUUUAAGAAAGCUUUCCACCUUUUGCCCGGGUAUCAGAACUUUAUUUUUAGCAAUGGGAAUUAUGAGGAGCCUGGUGUAACAACUAUUUCCUUUUUCGACUACGACUUUGUGGAGUACAUAUUUCCUGGAACUCCUCUGUCUAGUGGGUUAAACUCGCAUGCACUUCCUGUCUUUGGACGUAUUGAGAUCAUUGUCCAGCCUCACCACUUGUACAAAUAUGUGUAUGGAGUGGAUAUUUCAACUGAUUACAUUGCUAUCACUGGUUUGUGGAAGAAAAAAGACUAUAUCAGCAUCUACUCAGAGGAGAAAGGUUGGAAGUUGCAGGUGGGGAAUCGUGGUGGGAAGAGCAACCGUACCACAAUCCACGAUGGGUGGAUCCAAUUCAGAGAUGACCUGGGCUUGCAUUUGGGAGACGUGGUUGUGCUGAAAUGUGCAAGGAACUCUAUUCAGCAUUUUGCUCUUCAAGUGCUCAGGAAUCAUGUUGACAAAAUGAAAAAGUACUGUUCUGCAAUUAUGUGUCUGCGUUAUGUUGAAGUAGUUAUCUUUGAAAUUGUUAGUAAUGGUUCAGAAUUCUGUGAGAAUGUUGCUUACUACUGCCGCACUUUUGUGAAACUUUCUAACAUUGAGCUGGCCUGA